Messenger RNA from Mya arenaria, 1377 nucleotides. Its product is annotated as zinc finger MYM-type protein 1-like. Lineage: Eukaryota; Metazoa; Mollusca; Bivalvia; Myida; Myidae. The record is from RefSeq and is a predicted model, not a curated record. The transcript has 5 exons. Gene Ontology annotation, molecular function: protein dimerization activity. Bases 277 to 1377 code for a protein of 366 amino acids.
AAUCGUCAGAUUUUAGUGUCUAUUGUUGAAACAAUUAUUCUUUGUGGUCAGCAAAACAUUGCGCUAAGGGGUCAUGAUGAGUCAUCAAGCAAUUUCCAAGCGCUGUUGCAUUUCCAGGCAAAACAUAAUAAGCUUCUCAAUGAUCAUUUGGUAAAUGGUGACCCUAGAACCCGGUAUACAUCGCCCAAGAUUCAGAAUGAUCUGAUAGGUAUUUGUGGCCAACUUAUAAGUGGCGAUAUCGUUGCGAGGUGUAACGACGCUGGCGUAUUUGGUUUCAUGGCGGAUGAGGCAACGGACGCUGCCACUAUGGAGCAGAUGGCCCUAUGUGUGCGCUUUGUAGAUUCAGAGAGUGACGAGAUACACGAGGAGUUCCUCGGGUUUUCCCAAUGCGAGUCUACCACUGGAGAGGCAUUAGCUAAUGCAUUCAUUGAAAAUCUCACUAAAUUAGGUGUCAAAACGGAUCAAAUGCCUGGCCAGGGGUACGACGGUGCCAGUAAUAUGUCGUGCAUACAUCGUGGAGUGCAGGCGAGGAUUCGAUCCCUCAUACCAGAGGCGUUAUACACCCAUUGCAAAGCGCAUUGUUUGAACCUCGCCAUCAUCCAUGCAUCCAAAGAGGUUUUUGCCAGAAACCUUAUGAGUACGGUGCAACAGGUGGCAUUCGCCUUUAAUCAUUCCGCGAAACGCUUACUUCAAUUCCAAGAAACGCUUGCAGGAGAUGAGGUAAGCAGGGAAGGCAUAGCGGAGCGAACGCGACUCCGAUCACUUUGUGAGACUCGCUGGUCAGCACGUGCGGACGCUUUGCACACAUUCCUUGUAUCAUACAGGACCGUGGUAACGACACUCGACCGGCACACGGGUCGUUCUUUUUCAGAAACACGCGUGAUGCAAGGCCAUGGUUGGUUCUGUGCCCAAAAGCUUCUUCCAUUGAAGAUUCAGAAUGACGGUCUUCCCCGGGAGAGUAUCAAUGACGUGUACCAAGCCUUCCACGCAUGCCUAGAUGUGGAUGAAACCCUUUUUGUCCGCGAGUGUGAGCGGUGGCGUAUGUGGUGGACGGACGCGACGUUGGCGGUUGACCGUCCAGCUGCCCCGGCGUCUCUAGCGGAAUCAAUUACGCUUGCAAGCAAAACCCUUUACCCAAGCAUACGACACUGUCUAACCCUUUUAAUGGUCAUGCCGGUGUCUACGGCAACAGCCGAACGGUUGUUUUCGGUAAUGAGAAGGGUCAAGACAUACCUAAGAAGUACGAUGGGUACCGAGCGCCUGUCAGGUCUUGGUCUCAUGAAUGUAUACAAAGACAGAGAAAUCAGUGCCGAACGCGUUGUGGAUAAGAUUGCUAACCAGCAAAACAGACGCCUUGCCUUUGUGUUCAAGGUUUAA